AUGGCUGAGGAGGAAGGUGAUGUGGACGAGGAGGAUGUGUUCCUGGCAUUUGCCCAGGGUCCCUGUCCUCCAAGGAGUCCCUUCCGUAGGGCCUUGGACAAAGCCUUCCUUGUCUUCCUGUUUCUCAUCCUGACACUACUGACACUGGAGGCUGUUUGUAAGCUGCUGUGGCUGCUACCAUGGACAAAGUUUGGGGACUGGCUCCUGAGAACACCUCAGAAGGAGGAGGAGCUGGAAUUGUGACCACCUUUCCUAUAAAUAUUCUCUUCCCCUGCUACAGAGCUCUCCCAGAGGAAGAGGAAGAGACCAGUGGAGACUCAAGGUAUUUUACAAGUCUCAUUUCAUCCAACAGCGGCAAUUUGCACAGAUUCUCCUCAAAGCCCCCGCCCCACAUCGCGGUCCUAUGGCCCUGGAGCUCCUGGACAAGGCACGGCCUCCAGGUCAUCACUGCAUGCACCUCGGGCACCCCACCAGAAAGGAACGGAGAACCACCUAGGUCUCACCUGCUGGGUGGGUCAUUAGUUCCUUGGAGGCGCUUAAAACGAAGUCAAUAACAAUAGUAAUAAUAAUAAUAACAAAUUUGUGUAGCGAAUUGUGCUCGUUUGUAUGCAUGUGUUAUGAUUUCACUAUUGGGAGGUGUGGGCACGGGGAAGUAGAAGUAGCUGCUGGACAGCGGCUGGGGAGCGCGCAGCCUGCAGAAAGGAAAGGGCAGGCGCAGUAGAUGAAGCCGCGGAAAGGGUACCUGGCAGGUAGGAAAGCGGCGCCGGAAG
Molecule: messenger RNA, 770 nt
Organism: Canis lupus familiaris (dog)
Lineage: Eukaryota; Metazoa; Chordata; Mammalia; Carnivora; Canidae
Gene: SMIM40
Product: small integral membrane protein 40
Exons: 2
Coding region: 1-243 (80 amino acids)
Source: RefSeq, a predicted model, not a curated record